Macroventuria anomochaeta is the source of this 2357-nucleotide messenger RNA. RefSeq lists its product as uncharacterized. Bases 47 to 2251 code for a protein of 734 amino acids. NCBI's taxonomy places the organism in Eukaryota, Fungi, Ascomycota, Dothideomycetes, Pleosporales, Didymellaceae. Gene Ontology annotation, molecular function: protein binding. The record is from RefSeq and is a predicted model, not a curated record. The transcript is spliced from 2 exons.
CACUUAUGCACAUUGACCUGACAUAAGUCGAGACUACGUCCUUCUAAUGCUCAACUGUCACGCCUGCCUCUGGCGAUGCGUUCAGCCCUUCGAUCGCCCAGCUAACCUCCAACGUCUUCACCGCAAUGUAAUUCCACUUCUUCGCCAUAGCCAGCAACGGCUCGAGAGCACCAACGUUCGCAAAACCGACACACGCCCUCACUACCUCGCCAGGGUCGAGAAGCUAUCGAAAAGCAGGGACGAGCCAUGGAAGAACUCGGCAGUUGCAGAAAAUCAGAGGAACCGUGAACGAGCGGCGUUACGGCAAUCAUCCUCGAGAGAUGCUGAGAGGCAAGAGACUCCAAACUUGAUGACGUUGGGCAAAAGAGACACGAGCAUGUCAGAAACCGACUGGAAUAGGAGGAAACGAGAACUGCGGUAUCUGCAAGACCCACUAGACCUCGCCCAGUUUGUACAGGCGGAAUUGAAGAAGGACAAAGUGGUUGAGAUGAAGCAGCUAGUGCAGAUGGCGAGCCACUCCAUGGCAUGUGUGGUCAGUUGGAAUCACAUCAUCGACUACUACCUGGCCAAGUCGCAGGUUGGCUCUGCGCUGAAGGUUUACAACGACAUGAAGAAGCGCGCACAGUUUCCCGACUCCUAUACGUACACGAUCCUUCUACGAGGGCUUUCGAUAAAUGCGCAUACCUCAGGUGUCCUCGAGAAGGCCCUCUCGGUAUACCACUCCCUCUACGCACCGAACUCUCGAGUCGAACCGUCGAUUAUACACACGAACGCCACACUGCGAGUAUGCGCAAGAGCGCUGGACAUGGAUGCGCUAUGGGGCAUAGCUGCGAAGAUCCCAGAAACGGGCCCUGCAGCAGCGAAUGCCACCACCUACAACACCAUAAUCAACGCGAUUCGACAGAGCAUGCUCCUCGGUGCGCCGAGGGACGAGUCUGAAGAGGAGGCAGCGGCCAGGAAAGAGCGCAGUGUCAUGGAAGCCAGACGGCUAUGGGAAGACAUUAUAGGCAAAUGGAGGAACGCUGAUCUUGUCAUUGACGAGGAAUUGGUGUGCUCAAUGGGGAGACUUCUUCUGCUAGGAGCGCGACCACGGGACUGGGACGAUGUGCUUUCUCUGGUUGAGCAGACCAUGGACAUACCGCGACUUGUGCCUCGACUGGGUACGGCAGCACGAAAGGAAGCUGGCUUCCACCAACUGCGCGCACCAAAUGUGCCGGAGGACUACAAAUUCGACGAUGAUCACCUGGCACCUGGAGAGUCUGCGACGCGCGGAGAGGAGUUCCUGCCUUUUACAGGCAGCCUAGCGAAGCAUCUUGCUUUUGUCAAACCUGGCAACAACACACUUUCUAUGGUGCAAGAAGCGUGUCUGAAGAUCGCCGCACCCAAAGCUGCGCAAAAGUACUGGGAUAUGCUGGGCGAUCCCGCGACAUACGAUGUCAGACCAGAUCUCAACAACUUGAAUCAACAACUACGCAAUCUGCGUCAGAACCGAUCGUCAGCUGCCGUCGUUGAGCUUCUACAAAAAGACAUGCUCGACAAGGGUGUUCAGCCACAACUGGGAACAUUCAGGAUCGCCAUGAGCACUUGCGUACGAGACAAGAACAACCACAACUCGCUCAGACACGCCAGCCAGAUCCUCCACUUCAUGAACAAAACUUUCGAGGACGCUGAUGCUAAGACUGUGGGCAUGUACGCUGAUCUUGCGAACACUUUCCCGUUGGCGAAGGGCCAGAACCUCAUCGAUGCACUCACCUCUCUUCAUCCUAUUGUGAAGAAUCUGCGUCUUCAGCUUGGUAUCGGCGGAGCAGGUAAGAAUAAGCAAGGUUCCACCUACCUGACGGGCUCAGCGCGACAGGAUGCCCUCGCUGCGAUCAGGAAAGUGUACAGUGUCUACGAUCGACUGCUGCUCUCGAAUUUGAUCGCAGAAGAGCAGAAGCAGGACUUCAAGAAAGAAAGGGCCAGGCUGUCGGCGUUCAUUCAAAUGCAAGUCGAGAGGAUCAAUGAGCAAAAGGUUCGUGAACCGGAUCGGAAGGACCAGCCAUCGAAAGAAGAGUUCGAGGAACAUAGCUUCUUGAACGAAGAUGAAGAAGGUGAAGGAGCCGAGUCUACACAGGAAAGGACUCAUGAGCGACGCACAUGGCGCUCUCAUGGCUCAAAGGACGAGAGAGGCAACUGGAGAACGAGGCAAGCGAAGCCUGAAGACCAGAGAAACCCGUGGGGCAACCGUCGUUCGUCCUCUCGGUAUUAUUGAAGCGGACAGCAUAAGAGACGGGUCGUGGAUGAAAAGCAACGGCCAUGAACUGUUGUAACAUAAGCAUGUACCAUACCCUGCGUCUGCAGACGAAUGAUCAAUAGAC